AUGAUACACUCGGUCAUUAUCUUCAACACCUCAGGCGUCCCACGUCUUACCAAAUUCUACACACCCAUACACCAGUCCUCGACCGUCUUGGUACAGAAGAUCUACCAGCUGAUUAGCACUAGAAGUGCCGGGUUAUGCAACUUUCUCGACGCGCCAGAGCUUGAGGAUUUCUUGGGCCAAAGAGACGAAGACGAGAAGAUGAGGGUGGUCUAUCGAAGUUAUGCCACAUUGCACUUCGUUUUCGUUGUGGAUGCGGCCGAGAGUGAGCUAGGGAUGCUUGACCUAAUACAGGUCUUUGUGGAGUCAUUAGACCGGGCAUUCGAGAACGUCUGUGAGCUCGACUUGGUCUUUCACUUCGACGAGGUGCACCAUAUAUUGGCCGAAGUCGUUCAAGGCGGCUUGGUAUUAGAGACCAACCUUGAUGAGAUCGACAAAUCGAUUCGACAAGCUUCACAGGCCCGACAGAAAUCCUUCGCAUCGGCGAAUCCCCUGGCUCUUGGUGUGGGAGGUGGCGGUCCUCGAAGCGCAUCUAUACAGACUCCGUUAGGAUGGCUAACAAAUAAGCUCACAGGGGUGGGCGCGCGAUAA
Molecule: messenger RNA, 588 nt
Organism: Stereum hirsutum FP-91666 SS1
Lineage: Eukaryota; Fungi; Basidiomycota; Agaricomycetes; Russulales; Stereaceae
Product: Adaptor protein complex sigma subunit
Exons: 5
Coding region: 1-588 (195 amino acids)
Biological process (GO): protein transport; vesicle-mediated transport
Cellular component (GO): intracellular membrane-bounded organelle
Source: RefSeq, a predicted model, not a curated record